AUGCUCUGGCCUCGCAUGAGAUUGCCAAAGGUCACCGUGAGAGCCACAAUGCCGUGGUUUAAUACCUUGGCCACUCAGCAACGCACCGCCGAGGACGAGUUGCUCUUUGCGCAGGCAGUAUGGGGUGACUGCCAUCGUACACUCCAGUUGGCGUUCUCCAAUGGUGAAGUCCCACAUUUAUUCCCAUGGGCCGCAUCAAGUUGGGAUUGCCUCCUUCACGAUCAGCUCGCAUCAGGUUACGUGGUGCAGGACCUGGGCGACCUCACUCCCUCCGACUCAUGUGUCAUUUGUGUGGAAGAUCCCCGUGUUCGCCUCAGUGACGAAGUUGUCCGAAAUGGCAUUGUCGAAACGCUACAUGAGGAGGAGGAUGACUACUUGUACAUGAACCGCCGUCUACCCCACCUGAACGGCAUCAGCUUCCGAACAGGUCGGAAUCUUCAAAAUGUGGAGAAUGAAGUCAACGGAGUCAACGGAGUCAACGGGGAAUAG
Exophiala dermatitidis NIH/UT8656 is the source of this 489-nucleotide messenger RNA. RefSeq lists its product as uncharacterized. NCBI's taxonomy places the organism in Eukaryota, Fungi, Ascomycota, Eurotiomycetes, Chaetothyriales, Herpotrichiellaceae. The record is from RefSeq and is a predicted model, not a curated record. The transcript has a single exon. Bases 1 to 489 code for a protein of 162 amino acids.